UCAAUUUUGAAAAAUGUAUUCAGCAAAUGAAAUUAAUGAAAAAUGACAUGGAACAAAAUGAGAUACAACGAAAUGCAGAGGUGUCCAAGGAGUUUGUUUCAUUGCACGAAGCACUUAAAGUUCAAGAGCAAGCAAUUAAAGACAUGAUAAAAGUGGAGACUACAAAGAAACAAAAUGAGGUUGACCAAUUCUUUGAAUCAGCAUCAGCAUCGAUGUUGAGGUUAGAAGGAUUGAUGCUGUAUGCAAUGGAAGCUUGCAAAGAAAGUAGACCAGCUAUAUUCCUACAAACAUCAGCACAGAUCAACAAACGCCUGGCCGACAUCACUCUGUGUGUGACACCCAGUAAUUCUUUAGCGAUAAUUCCCUUUGAAGACUUUGAAUUAAAUGUAGAUCAUAUUAAAGAUGCAAUUGAUACGCUACCAUCGCAACUCUGUGAAACCAAGUCGAAACAUUUGUGUAGCGGGGAUUUCCAAAUGAUUCAGAGAUUGAAUGUCCCCUACAAAGUGAAAAAGCUGAAAGCUGCUUGUAGUUUGCAAGAGGCAUCGCUGAAUCCAAUUUACUCAUCAUUUACUUCUAAAAUUCACGCUGCCUUAAUCACUCCCAAUCUGGAUCUUUGCUCGUGCAUUACUCGAUCUUGCGCGGUUACUUUUAACUCCGAUGCAUCCAAUGUGGAUUCCCGAGCAGAUGUUCCUGCUUCUCUCCCGUGUGGUCCACGAUAUGCAUCUGAAGAUAGUCUCAGCGACAGUUCAACCAAGACGGCGUUGAAUGAUCGUGCCAGCCCCGAACACACUCCGUCUACAUCUAAGGCUGAAACGACUUCAAAUGCAUCUGAUGGGGGCUCGUGUACACACGGUGGCAAAAGCAAUGCGCUCAUUUCAGAUGCUUCCAGUUUGGAUUACUGUGAAUCUGUGGCAAAUUCUGAACACUAUGCUCCAGAGAAUAGCAGUGAGCCGCAAGCUGAAACUGAUUAUAAUUUGUCGUGUACGUCUGACCCGCAUGCUUCUAACAUCUUUCAAAGUGCGUACUUCAAAAACUGUGACCUCAAGGGCGCAAGCAGCGCGCUGUAUAACCCUGUUGCAAUGGAGCCCAGCAGCAAUGUUUUUAAUAUGUCAAUGGAGGGCGAGUGUAAUGAUAAAAGCCAAGAAUCAAAUCAAUUUCAAAAGGUCCCUGAAAAGACAAGUCCCUUGUGGAUUUCUGACAAGACCAGGCCAAUACCCAUUUGGCAACUUGAGCAGCAAGACUGUUAUAUGAGACAGAGUAGUGGCGACGCAUUUUCUCUUGAAUUAAGUCCGAAAGGAACAGGUGGUUCAAGUAAUGCGUGCUCUCCUGAGCCAGAAAACAGCAAAUAUCUGAACGACCAUGAAAGUGGAGACCUAUUAAAGGAUCCCAUGUCCAGUGUUAUUUCUGAACAGGUAGCAGCAGAGAGCGACACUGGGAUUAGCUCUUCCUGCAAUAGCUCUUGUUUGUCGUCGGAAAAAGAGACGGAUGAAUAUGUUCCGCCCUUUUACCAGUGCUGUGUCCCCUGUACUUUCACCAACACGGGACCGCCUCAGGCAGAUUGUGCCAAUAGUGGACCAGAGGACUAUAUCGACGGUGAGAAAGGCGUUCCUAUAAACAUUUGUGUCAAUGAGAGCUUGUCUCCGAGUGAGCAAUCUUACCACGCAUGUAACACCUUUUCUUGCGUGGGCCCCUAUUUUGCCACUGGGCAUAAUCUUCCAUGCAAGAACAUGAAUUCGUCGUCUGAAAGAGAGAGUUCUGAAAUAAUCGCUGCUGGUUGCCAGAGGUGUCACCUGAGCAGCUCGGCUGGGUGUAUGAUCGACUGGAACAAGCGGGAGAUGUAUUGCUUACAUAAGAACACUUCGAACAAUGCGGGUGGCGCUGUCGUUGACGACGCUAGCAUGUCCAACCCUGCGAGAUCCUGGAAUACAAAUAAUGUCCCCCGUAAUACAAGGUCGAGAUGCAAGUUUGGACGCCGGCCUUCUUUCAGGAAUCCAAAGCUGUUUUCUAAAGGUAAAGCCUUUCUGCGAGGGUACCCCAAAACACAAACUUUAAAUAAUGUACAAAUUACCCCAUCUGCUUGCUGUCAAUCGCAGUCUACAUCUAACUUUGAAAUCAGCUCAAAUAUGUCUAACGAAGACCUCGGCAACAGCAGAGUACUAUACUUGCCUAGAGGUACCACUGAUGACAGUGUAAAAGGCCAUUCUUCAACUCGUUUCUACCACAUCGGUGGUCCAAAGAGCCGAAACUUCAGAAGUGUCCAUCGAACCUGUUCUCAUUUGAGGCCACAGAAUAAUGCUGUUCACAAAACCCAGCAACACGUAUGCACGCUAGAAAGGAACGUUACUGUCAAACAAGAUAAUGGUGAAAUGUCACAGCUGUCUGUACAACUGCAUGCAUCAAGUUUACUCAAGGAACCCAUGACUGCAUUAGACCAGCUACCAGGACCUCCUAAAAUAUAUACGCACACUGUGGAUGGAACAUCGGCCAAGGUGAAGUGGAUGUGUCCCCCAGUGGGAAAGCGGACUGCAUAUUUUUUUGAACUGCAGUUCCAGGAGAUAAUUUCAGUCGACAAGGAGAUGGCGAUACCUCAAGAUCAAGCUGGUGUCUUCUCUGGAAUUAGACGCAGAAACUUUGUGGCUACGAAUCUGAACUCCAAUUCUGAAUAUUUGUUCAGGGUCCGUGCAGUGAACAUGACCGGGGAAGGACCAUGGAGUCAACCUUAUAAGAUCCUGACUGUCUGUGGUACAGUACGAAAUAGCGGGAAUACCAAAGACAAGACUGUGUCCUUGAAAGGAGUUAAAGUAACUAUUCACAGAAGCAACUAAUCCUAUUGAAAGGUGCAAUAAAGUUAAGUCAAUUCUUCCCAACCUUGCCUUAAUUGUUUAGAAAGUGAUUUGAAAUUAUUGGCGACUCAAACUAUUCUAUAUACU
Amblyraja radiata (thorny skate) is the source of this 2930-nucleotide messenger RNA. RefSeq lists its product as uncharacterized. Bases 27 to 2825 code for a protein of 932 amino acids. Gene Ontology annotation, molecular function: protein binding. The record is from RefSeq and is a predicted model, not a curated record. The transcript has 4 exons. NCBI's taxonomy places the organism in Eukaryota, Metazoa, Chordata, Chondrichthyes, Rajiformes, Rajidae.